AUGUCGGACGGUGAUGGCCAAGCCGAACUCUCUGGAGUCGCUGCUCUCACUAAGUUAGUCGCAGCAGUUAGUCGCAGCGCAGAUGCAAGCUGCCAAGGCCAGAGAACAACAAUUGUCCAAACUGUUUCAAGACUGUUUCAAGACACUUUGAAAAGUCUCCAACAGCAACAACAACAGGCCACGGGUUUAGCCCCAACGUCUACACGCUCGACACCCACAUCCGCACCAACACCAAAGCCGCUGUCUGUGGAUCGUCCAAUGUUGCUUUCUACUGCGUCUUUGGCUGAUUUCGCCACAUGGGAAGAAGCCUGGGAAGACUAUUCAGCGUGCCAGCAACUUGCUUCUCAUGGCUUGAACACCAGGGUGAGCGCCCUUCGUCAAGCGUUUGACGAGGACCUCCGCCGCUUUCUCCGCGAGGGUAUCAUCCCCAUCGGUGCAAACGACGAUGUUCAUGUUAUCAUCGCCGCCGUCAAAAAGUAUUUGCGACGUUUACGUAAUCCUUUGUUGGACAGACUAGCAUUUUACAAUCGUAAGCAGUCCAGAGCUGAGCCGUUUGACGCGUUUUUCCCCUCCCUGAGAGAGUCGUAUAAUGCAUGUGAUUUUCCGGACUUGUCACUAUGCACUACAGGUUCGGGCCAAAUAUGCGGAGGGUGCAAGUCCAUCCUACAACAAGUCACACAUGAUGUACUGCGUGACCGCAUUGUCGUCGGCAUAUCCAUCGAGGAAACCCGACACAAGUUGCUUGCCACACCAGACCUGACCCUGGAUGCAGCCAUCAAACUUUGCCGUGCGGAGGAAGCCGCGUCUGACACCUCCCACAACAUUCCUGGGCAGGCGGCGCAUGUCAACGCCGCACGGAAGUCCGCGUACCAGCAGCAGAAGCGACAGUCUGCCGCUCACUCCUUUAAUAAGUCCUCAGCUGCUCCGAAAGCACCAGUUAAAUGUCCAAACUGUGGUCGUUCCGCGCACACCAAGUCUGCAUGUCCAGCCAUUGGGAAAUUCUGCAACGGAUGCAAAGUUGCUGGCCAUUUCCAAUCAAUGUGCCCGAAACGUAAGAAGCAAACUCAGAUUGGCAUGUUGAAGGUCCGGCGCGCGCAGGAGUUCGGCUCCGACACUGUUCAACUUGCAACACAGUUAUGCACUGAACCACAGCCAGUGCAGCUUCAAUGGAUCCCGAACACUGGGAGUGACAUCGAUGCAAUUGGCAUCCGGCAACUUUCCGUGCUCGGCGGAUUCGUUGAGAAUCUCGACAGUGACUUUGACGACGUCCGGACAGCGAGUGGCGACAAGCUCGUCACUGUCGGCAAGAUUUGUGUCACUAACCAGGUCAAUGACCAAUCACAUGACAGCGUGCUCAAUGUUUAUGACGGUCUUGACGACGCACUGCUGUCACGUUCCUCAUUGAGAGCCCUAAAUUUCUUGCCGCCCGGCUGGCCCCAGCCAGUCGCACGUGUGAGCACUCCACGUACGCCCAGCCCGACAGACCUCGUGAAAAUCCGAUCACAGUUGCUUGAGGAGUUUUCCGACGUCUUUGACGACAGUACUCUCAAACCAAUGUCUGGGCCCCCGAUGGACAUCGUUCUUGAACCCGAUGCCAAGCCUCACCGUGUGUACACUGCCCGUCCGAUCGCCUAUGCUUACCGCGAGAAGGUCAAAGCUCAGCUGGAUGACAUGGUAUCUGAAGGCAUUGUUGAAACUGUGUCCGACCCGUCUGAUUGGUGUCACCCAAUAGUCAUUGUUGACAAGAAGGGCUCAACUGAGAAGCGGCUGACUGUCGACCUGCAGACACUGAACCGCCAAGUCAAACGGCCAACACACCCUAUGCGCAACGCCCGAGAAUGUCUCUCUGCCAUGGGUCCUGCCACAUUCUGCCGCAACCCGCAAGGCCUGGUGUCGGCCGGUGAUGAAUUCAACCGUCGGACUGACUCUGCAUUCGAUGGCUUGCAGAACUUCUUCAAAAUCGUUGACGAUGGUCUCGUUCACAAUGUAAGCUUCGAUGACCACCUCGUCCACGUCCGUGCAGUCUUGCAGAGAGCCCGUGAUCAUGGUAUUACUCUCAGCGCCAAGAAGUUCACCUUCGCUGCCAGCACUGUUGAAUUCUGUGGCUUCACCGUGUCCUCUGACGGCUACACUGUGGACCCCGCCAAGACGUCAGCCAUUCAGAACUUCAGCACACCCAGCAAUCGCACCGACUUGCGUUCCUUUCUCGGCCUGGUCAACCAGUGCAGCGUCUUCACGCCACGACUCGCCGAGCUGGCGGCACCUCUCCGACCGCUCCUGAAGACAUCCAAUGAGUUUGUCUGGGACUCCGUCCACACUGCAGCAUUCGAUGCUACAAAGGCAGAACUCGUCUCCCCAUCUGUGCUAUCGUUCUUUCAGCACGGAAAUGCACUCCGGCUUGAGACAGACGCUUCAGUCCUGAACGGCCUCGGGUACGCACUUUGGCAACUCCAAGACGACAAGUGGCGCCUGCUUCAAUGUGGCAGUCGCUUUCUCUCGGACGCUGAAACACGCUACGCAGUCAUCGAGCUUGAGCUGCUAGCAGCUGUAUGGGCCGUACACAAGUGUUCCCUGUUCUUGUCCGGUGCACCGUUUGAGCUCUGUACUGAUCAUCGCCCACUAAUCCCGAUCCUGAACUCGUAUUCUCUUGACCAGAUCGAGAACCCCCGAUUGCAGCGUUUGAUCCUGAAGCUGCGCCCGUACCAGUUCGUUGCCAAAUGGCGCAAAGGCACCGACAAUGCUUUUGCCGACGCUCUCUCUCGGCAUCCAGUUGACACGCCUCACAGUGAUGAAGAAUUUGGCGAGAGUCCAGCCCUCAGUGCGCCCGCUGUUCGCGCGUGCCUACGCCAAGAUGAUGAUGGCCGUAGCGUCGAUCUCCGCUUCAGCGAGCUACUAGAAGCUGCGAGAGCUGACCCUGAUUAUCAAGCACUCGUGCACGCCGUUCGUCAUGGUUUCCCGACUAAUUCGGCUAAUGCCGACCCUGCUCUCAAGCCGUACUUGACAGUCCGUGAGCACCUCUCUGUGGACAGUGAUCUCGUCCUUAAGGGCCAACGUGUUGUCAUUCCUCGUGCCUUACGUUCUCGUGUCCUCCAGGACCUGCAUGCAGCACACCAAGGUCUCACCCGUGCUCAACGUCGUGCCCGCCAAGUUGUGUUUCGGCCGAACAUCUCUAACGACAUCGCUAACACAGUCUGCAGUUGUGAGAUGUGCCGGCUGCAUGCCCCAUCCCAAUGCAAGGAGCCCCUCCGUGUUACCGAAGAUCGUCGCCCCACUCUCCCAUUCGAGUUCGUUAGUGCUGACCUCUUCUCAUGUCAAGGAUGGGAGUUCCUCGUCUAUGCAGAUCGCCACACUGGUUGGCCGUGCGUCGCCAAACUCGGCAGAACGGCCUCGACUUUGGACGUCAUCCAUGCCCUCCGCCGCUGGUUCGCGGACACUGGUGUUCCUCGAGUUCUCACCACAGAUGGCGGCCCGCAGUUCUCUUCUCGCCGAUUUGCCGAUUUCUGUAGCCGUUGGCAAGUUGACCACAGCACGUCUUCGCCACACUUUCCGCAAUCCAGCGGACAUGCCGAGCCGGCUGUCAAAGCUAUGAAGCUGCUGAUUGCCAAGACGACUGUCAAUGGCAACCUCGACAUCGACCUCUUCCAACGUGGCUUGCUGGAGUGGCGCAAUACUCCACGCAGCCACGGCCGGAGCCCUGCCCAAGCGUUGUAUGGGCGACCACUUACGUCGUUUGUCAUCGCCCGCCACACCAGCUUCGCCCCUGAAUGGCAGGCUGAGUCUGACUCUGUUGACGCUGCCGCAGCCAAGCAGUCUGCCGCCGUUGCAGGCCGCUACGAUGACUCUGCUAAUCCCCUCCCUCCGCUACGCAUCGGCUGUGGUGUUGAUCUCCAGGAUCCACGGUCCAAGCUGUGGCACACCAGCGGUGUCAUUGUUGCCGUCGGUCGCAAUCGUGACUACCUCGUCAAGGUACCCAGUGGCCGCACCUACUGGCGCAACCGUCGCUUCCUCCGACCCGUAACUGCUGCUGUUAUCCCUCCAGCCCCAACCUGCACGCCGCCUGCUGGCAAUCCUGCUGCUAACGUUGCCUCUUCUGAUCCGCAACCGCUCCGCCGCAGCCAACGCUCUCGCACUGCACCUAACCGCCUGGACAUUGCCUCGCAUUCCACUAAGUCAUAUGAUUAG
This is a messenger RNA of Sycon ciliatum, 4182 nucleotides long. RefSeq lists its product as uncharacterized. Gene Ontology annotation, molecular function: zinc ion binding; nucleic acid binding. NCBI's taxonomy places the organism in Eukaryota, Metazoa, Porifera, Calcarea, Leucosolenida, Sycettidae. Gene Ontology annotation, biological process: DNA integration. The record is from RefSeq and is a predicted model, not a curated record. Bases 1 to 4182 code for a protein of 1393 amino acids. The transcript is spliced from 2 exons.